This is a messenger RNA of Daldinia caldariorum, 788 nucleotides long. Its product is annotated as Prefoldin beta-like protein. The transcript has 5 exons. Bases 182 to 535 code for a protein of 117 amino acids. Gene Ontology annotation, molecular function: protein folding chaperone. The record is from RefSeq and is a predicted model, not a curated record. Gene Ontology annotation, cellular component: prefoldin complex; cytoplasm. NCBI's taxonomy places the organism in Eukaryota, Fungi, Ascomycota, Sordariomycetes, Xylariales, Hypoxylaceae. Gene Ontology annotation, biological process: protein folding.
CUAGUGGCUCACAUCCACCAAAACGUCAAUUAAUUCGAAGCCUGCUAGAUUUCAGUUCAGUUUGGACCUUACCUAUCUUUAACAUAGUCUAUAAUUCUCCAUAUCAACUCCAUCCUCAUACACCGAGGCCGAGCCUUAUCUCCUUACAGUGCCCAACCACAUAUCUACCUCCUUAGAAACCAUGGCCUCUAAAGGCAUAUCGGCUAAGAAGCAGCAAGAGUUGCAAACAACAUACUCAAACUAUAAGAAUACACUGCAACAACUCGCCCAGAAGAUUGGUGAUGUCGAGCAAGAAGCCGAAGAACACAAGCUUGUUCUUGAUACCUUGGAACCGCUUCCUGGGGAUCGUAAAUGUUUCCGCAUGAUCAACGGCGUGCUGGUGGAGAGGACAGUCCAGGACGUAAUCCCUGCUUUGAGGACUAACGCCGAGGGGUUGAAGAAAGUACUCGAGGACUUGGUCAAACAGUACAAGAUCAAGCAGGAUGACCUAGAGAAAUGGAAGAAGAAGAAUAAUAUCCAGGUCGUACAGUCGUGACGCAGCCUCGACGCUGCAAUGCAGAGGCGUUGUUCUAGGAACCAUGUUAAGGUUACGAUACGGACAGCAUUUUAACACAACUGAUUCAUGGAAUGUGUUGGUCUUUUUGGGCACUAUAACUAUAUUAGAAGUUCGAUCGAGAUCCAGCUGGACUGACUUGUCGCACGACGUUGAGGUGGAUUAGAUUGUGCCGUAUAGCGCCUGCCUUCACGGCGCCGGCAAAGCCACAGCGAUAUCGAAAAGAUGGUGUUGA